CGACUGCACGCGACUGCACGCGACUGGCGCGAGUCGACUACUCCCAGGGAUUCUCGUGUCAUUAUGUCAGCGCGUUUCCGUUGGAAGCUGCCCGGAAAAUCGUCAUUUGCCCCGAAUCGCCGGUUGCCGGCCGUCGAGUAGUCGGCCGCGCUCGCGACCCGACUCGGGAGAGCGAACUCGCUCCGGAUUGUCCAUUUUUCGCUCGCGUCCGCGCCAAGAGCAAAUGUUAUCGGGAAAUAUCAGGAGGCGGAGCAGAGAUUUCGUGGCCUCGUCGAGAAAAUUCCUAUUACCUUCUCGGACGAACCCUUUCGGGGGAGAAGGGAGACAGGGGCGGACGGUCGGGAGGAAGGAGGACUGCUGGCUUGUUUUGAUUUGCCGGCCGAUAAGAAGGAGUCGAGCGCACCGGUCAACGCCAAUUAUGCCAUAGCCCUGUUAACCAGUGUGCAGCAAAGCCGCUCCACGCCUCUACGGCCUUUGGCGCUGACUUACUUUGCGCUGCAGGGCAGCUGACAACAUGACGAUGGCUGCGAUCUUUCUGCUGAUCGGGCUGACGUUGCUCAAAAGGGGAGAUUGCCAAGUUCCGGAGAAACCGGAUAUCGACGAUCACCGGGAAUCUCAUCACCGACAGAAGAGAGUCCUGUGGAUCACGAACGACGGAAGGAUAGCUCUGCCGCCCGGAACAAUCAUGACGAUCACUCCUACACUCGCCAUGCCUUUCGUCAGAUACCCUCCUUAUGGAUUUCUGAGCAACAUGACGAUCAGUCUUCCGUUUACUAUCGACCUCGACAAACUCGGAUUGACGGAUAACGAAAAUCCGUACGGCUCGCUACCCCCGGUCUUCGACAGGGCCAUGAAUAGUCGCGAGGCAGGCACGAUGAUGGCGGACUUUAUCGCCUCGUUCAUAAAACGGCGACUGCAGAAGCGAGACGCUCCCGAUGCACCGAGGAACGCGUUUCACGGCGGAGAGCGAGCAUUGCUUUACGGAACAGCCGAGGAUAUGUUGAGCACUCUCGGCAUGGAUGGAAAAGCUUGUUUGUUGAGGGCGAUUUGCGAGGUUCACGGUCAUCCUUUGGACAACUUUGGUCUUAUCGGAGAGAUGCUUAAAUUGUUCUUCACUGCCAGUAGAUCUCCGUUCGCUUAUCUUAUGAAAGAAUACGUUGAAGCGGAAAACAGAGGAAAGUCGCACGGAGAAUGUUGGCCGUAUUACAAGGCCUGUCCUAAAUCAUUGUUCCUCCCAUCACGAAACGAAUACACGAAAGACUCGAAUACAUCCGAGUACGCUGAAAAUGAUAUAGAAGACAACUUUCCGACAACGAGAGGAUUCGAAGAUAGAUCGUUCGACAUACAAUCAACGAGUAACAAAAAACAUACGACGCAUUCUUCGAUGUAGCUAGGAAAUUCGAAAGGGCGAAAUGCCGACUAAUCAAGACGUGCUCUCCAAAGCACCUUUUAGAUAGGAAACGAAUAUCUCUACCGCGGUUCUUAACAGACGAUUUAAAUGAAAUUUCCUAGUACCGUUUAGUUCGUUUUUGGCAGUCAAUGGUAAUGCACGCGAUAUCGUAUAUAACGGUACAUCUUGGAGACCCGACAGUGAGAUACGCCGAUAGCGAAAUAAUUAUUGCGUAAAAUGGAAUGUGCAUAAUAUAUAGCGAUAUAGUCAUACCUAUUAAUUACACCGAUCAUAUUUCUCGUUUUAUUCCAUAGUACUUAAUACAUCAGUCGAUCCUCGAAAGAGCAUAUAGGAAAUUUACGCGAGAUCAAGAACGUAUGGUUUUAUAACUUACCCAGCAAAUCUACGCAAGUUUAGUAAGUUUUUUUUUUAAUGCAUUACAUAGAAUUCGAAUAAGUGUAAGGUAAUAUAUAACGUUACAACAUAAUAAGAUGUAAAUAAAUGUCUGCAUUCGAGUAGAAAAUCAA
This is a messenger RNA of Orussus abietinus, 1917 nucleotides long. RefSeq lists its product as uncharacterized. The record is from RefSeq and is a predicted model, not a curated record. Lineage: Eukaryota; Metazoa; Arthropoda; Insecta; Hymenoptera; Orussidae. The transcript is spliced from 5 exons. The coding region runs from base 515 to 1390 and encodes 291 amino acids.